This is a messenger RNA of Lepisosteus oculatus (spotted gar), 5091 nucleotides long. The record is from RefSeq and is a predicted model, not a curated record. NCBI's taxonomy places the organism in Eukaryota, Metazoa, Chordata, Actinopteri, Semionotiformes, Lepisosteidae.
CGGGAGGGAAGCCCUCCCUCCUUCUCUUUAAGAUAACGCUUUUUUUUUUUUUUUAGGGUUUCGACUUUCCUCCCGAGGACGGGGGAGUGGUUUAGCUGUGCCGGUGCGACGGGUUCCAGUUCUUGUCAGCAGCUCCCGGGUCCGCUGACACCGCCGGGCUGUCCGGCUCACACACACCGGACAAGAAUGACACGGCCGCGCUCGCGUCUCCGCGGAACUGCCCGCCUGGCCGCGGCGACGCGCUGACAGAGAACUGGACGAGGAAUCGGCAGUCAUCUGGGAGCAAAGAAGCCCGAGGCAAAGAAUCCCCUGAGCUGGAUGCCUUGUGGGUAGAUCCGCCCUACACGCUGGCCACAGUCAAUGAAGACACGCAAGGAAAUGGCAUCAUGACUACAGGCGAUGAGGAGGAGGUGCCGGACGCUGGGGACCCCUGGAAACAGAAGGAAUCGUUCCUGGGGGGCAGCACUAUUUCUCUGGCUGUGGGGGAGAGAUUCUCCUCAGAGGUGCUGCUGGUCUUCAGCGUGCGACGGCGAUCCAGCGCGCUGCCCGACAACGCCCUGCAGGAGGCAGUGCGCACGCGGCUCAGGGUGGUGGAGAGCAACAGCCAGGAUGUCACCCAGCUCUUCAAGGACCUGUCUGCCCGGCUCGUGUCUGUGCACGCGGAGACGGAUAGCUUUGUCAUCACCUUUAAGACAGUGGAAGAAAUCUGGAAGUUCUCCACCUACCUGUCUCUAGGCUAUGUGGCGCGGUGCUUGGAGAACUUCCUCUGUGACCAGACCUUCUGGCUGGACUUGGCGCUGCUCCGCGAGGUUGAAAUCUGCCUGAGCGUGGACGAAGACCACCUGGCCACCAUGUACCUGGGGCUGCUCCUGGAGGAAGGGUCGUUCUUUGCCAAGGCUCUGUUCAACAGCAAACACGGCGAGGAGGACGAGCACCUGCCCUACAGGAGGAACGACUUGGUGAUGGUGAGGGACGUGGGGCAGGACUCGGAGUGGGAGGGCACCCUGCUGUCCACAGGCCAGCACGGCUUGGUGCCUGUCCACGCCAUGCAGCCUCUUCCUUAUCCUUUCUAUCAGUGGUUCCUCCGGAAGCACCCAGGAAGUGCUGGAGGUCCUCCAGCCACUAAACACGUGUUUGACCUUCCUUUAGGAACAGGCACGUGUGUCGCUGUGGUGGACCACAGCCCCUCCUGUAUGGACGAGCUGGCCUUCGGCAAGGGAGACCUGAUCGAGGUCGUGGGAUUCCUGCUGUCCAGCCUGGAGUGGUUUAUAGGAUGUCACUUCGUCAGCGGCUGCUCUGGGCUCGUCCGGAAGUCCCACGUGGAGCCAGAGGGCCUCAGACCACUGGACAGACAAUUGGUCUUUCUGAGUGAAGAGGAGAGAGCCUGGCUUUGUCGGUUUAACCCCUGCAGCGAGCAGUGCUACGCUCCUCUCCUGAGCACGUUCUUCCCCAGCGACAUCAGCACGAUCUACAGGCUAGAUAGACUGGACAAUUCAGACAUUCCAUAUAUUAUAAACCAGCCCAAACAAGAGAACAGAGGGGCGAACAGUAUCCGGACGAGCUCUGUUUCAGAGAAGAGUGAAUCUCCCCUUUGUCAUUCUUCACCCAGACAGUCCUUCUGCACUGCGAGAAGCAGCCCGGAAAAGGGGGACGAACCGCUGUCCUUCGGCCUCGACGACACCUUCAAGGAGAUGGCCGAGCUGGAGGACGACCCCAGGUUUUUCGGCGACGAAAACAGCUGGGAUGAGGAAGAAGAGGAGGCCGUGGACCCCGUCACCGUCCUGCUGAACGAGGACCGCUUUGAAGAGCGCUUCCGCGAGCUGUACGACCUCUCCUUGGUCCCCCUGAGCACCAUGUUCGGGGCCGGCUCGGCGGACGAGCUCCUGCAGCACCUGGAGGCCAUGCGGGAUGAAGCCAAGAGGCAUAGGAUGCCCUGGGCACACAGGAGAGUGUGCUUCCUCCUGGGCAGGAUGUGUGCCAAAAAGCAGAAGUACUCCCAAGCGAGGGUUUACUUUGAGGAGUCUCUGGGGGUCCUCGUCUGUGGGUUUGCCGACCCCCUGCUGCUAAUAGCCCUGUACACGAACCUCACGGCCAUCUACCUGAAGCAGAGGCUGUCGGCCAAGCUGCACCUCACCCUGGAGAAGGCCGCCGCCCUGCUCCUCUGCCUGCCCCAGCACGCCUUCUGCUCCGCGGACGAGAUCGAAGUCCUCAAGCUCGUCUUUCGCAAGGCCAUCAUGGCCAACGACAAGCACCUGGAGGCCCGGACCUGCUACCUCAUUGUCAGCCUCUUCCUGAGGCUCGGGAAGACCGAGGAGGCCCUGCCCUUCGUCGAGCGGCUGCAGUUCCUCACCAUCGCCCUCUCAGCCGAGGCCGCUGAUCCGGGUCGGCCCGGGUCGGGCCCGGCUCCGGGUCCCAUGGCGCCCGUGGAUCUCAACUGGAUGCUGAGCCGACUCUACCACAAGAAGUACCUACCCUAUCUGUCCCUGGCGGCCCUGAGCCUGGAUUCGGAUCAAGGCCGGUCGCUGCAGGACGCGUUCCACAAGAUCGAUCUCUUCGUCAAGAGCUCGGCGAGGCAGGGCGGCCAGCGGCAAGGAGGCGGCGCGGUCCUUCCCGCGCAGAUCGUCAUUUACCUCCGGCAGGCCCUGGCCAUCGCCAGCCGGGGGCGGGACGUGAGGACUCAGAGGGACUUGUGCCUGAGCCUGGCGCGGGUGUAUCAGCAGCACGGGGCCCUGGCCGGGGCGGCGGACUGCGCCAGGAGGGCCGUGGAGGCCGGCCGGCAGAUGAACGAGGAGGAGGCCUUUGAGGCCACCGUGCUGCUGGGCUGGCUGCUGGCUCUCACCGAGGAGCCGGGGCGCGCCGCGGGCACGCUGCGGCCCGUCCUGCGAUCGCUGCACGAGACCGACAGCCCCACCCAGCGGGGGGUGGUGCACACCCUCCUGGCCCUGUGCUGCAGGAAGCAGCGGCGGGUCCAGGACGCCGCCUGGCACUUCCACUCCGCUCUGAAGAUCUCGCGGGAGAGUGGCAGCCGGCGCAACGAGGCGCUGGCGCUGGCCAACCUCGGGUGCCUGGCUCUGUCGGCGGGGGCCCCCCUGCUGGCCGAACGGUUCCUCUGCGGGGCCCUCCGGCUCUUCUCCCAGCUCCUGGAGAGCCCGGCGGAUGCCGAGCACGUGCAGGCCUACCUCUGGCUGGGCCGAAGCUACGCCGACCGGCAGCGGACUCAGGACGUCAGGCUGUGCUACGAGACCGCGCUGCUCGUCGCCAUCAGGGCCAAGAACCUGCACAGCCAAUUAGUCGUGGCUAAACUACUGUGCCAUUUGUAUGCAAAAAUGCUGUUCUAUGGGCAGUGUAUAAUCUACUAUGAGUACUGUGUGUCUCUGUCCCGGGAGCUGAAGGAUAAGAGGCUGGAAGGAGAGUUUCUGGAGACCCUCAGUGAGCUCUACUUGUCCCUGAACACGGAGAAGUCUUCAAGGAAGUCCUUGGACUACACCAAGCAGAGCCUGAGAAUAUCCAUUGACCUGGGGAAGAAGGAGGAGGAGUCAGAGACCUGGCUUCAAGUCGGGAGAAUCUACUACCUUAUCCAGGAGGACGAGCUGGCAGAGAUGUACCUCCAGGCUGCCGUAAAAACAGCUCUGAGAGUGAAUGAUUCCUGUUUCGCAAUGAAUAUAUACGAGGAGGCCGGAGACGUGUUUUUCAAAGGCCAAAGAAAUCGAAGUGCAGCACUGCCAUUUUACAGGGAUGGGGCUCUUCCUCUUGCAAGAAGUUUUGGAGAUAUCUCCUCAGAGGCGCGCCUGCUUAAUAAACUCACUGAGCUGCUAAUGAAUUUGAAGCAGUACGAGGAAGCAUUGCAGUACGCCACCCUAGCCGUGCAAGUCAGCACAAUGACAGGAGACCGCCUGAAAGAGAGAGCAGCCUUCCACCGCCUGGCGACGGUGUACUACUCUCUGCAGCAGUAUGAGAUGGCCGAGAACUAUUACCUAAAGGCUGUGUCUCUGAGCCCUCAUGUCUUGCACUCGCCCCUGGAGGCCAGAUACUUUGUCAAAGCCUACUGCCGACUGGGAGACCUGACUCUGCACAGGCUAAAAGACGCUUUCGACGCCAUGGGCUACUUCCACCUGGCCCUGGCCGCGGCCCUGGAGGAUGGGGGGGACCCCGAGGGCCUGUACGUCGUGUACAUGAAGCUGGCGGAGAUACACUCCAGCCACAUGGCUGACGAGGAGCUCUGCCAGCACUACAGGAGCUGUGCUCAGGCGCUCAGGAAGGAACUGGCUGGAGACACGGACCCUGUUCCAUAGCCAGAGAGACCAGGAAAAGGAAUUCCGGCGGUUUCAAAAGGACACAGACACACACUGCUCCUUCUCCUCUAACACUCGGGAGCUACGCUGUAGGCCUCUCCAGCUUUGACCUGGGGGAAGACAAACAGCGUUUGAAGCCGGGUGCAGUUUUGUGCUGUAAAUAUGCAAUGCUGAUUUAGACUUUAAUUAAUGCGGACAGCAUGACCGGUGUUAUGUAUUUUCAACAGAACCCUAGAUUUUCCCUUGACUCUCUUACCAGAUUAGAGCUGUCGAAAUGUUCAAGAAAACCCUUCAGUUUCAUUCAACCUUUUCGUUAGAGUUGCAGCCAAAUGUGCUGUAAGUGAUGCUUUUACUCUCGUCUGCUUCUUUCACUGUGACAGGAGGCUCUGAAGCAGGAGAAGUGACAUUAAAGGCAGCAGCUGGCCCAGAGGAAUCGUGUUAAAAACUGCUGUACAUUUCUAAUCUGUUUCUGUGUAAAUAUGCACAUCUUAAAAAACGAUAUGUACUAAGGCAAAUAUUUAACUAUAGGUAAUGAAACGAUCUGUACAGAAUUUGUAAAAUAAGGUUAAUAUAGAAUGGAAAACACUGGAAAACUAUUGUUAGUUUUGCACUAAAUGUUUUUGCUUGUAUAAAUACUAUUUAAUGGGGGAGUUUGAGGAUUGCCUUGUAAGAGAAGACCUCUGUUGUUUUCCAUUUUGAAUGUUACCUUUUACCUGUGAAAAGAUUCAAAGUCCAGGAAUUUCUUAAAUUAGUUUCUUUAAUGCAUUUUCUAUUGACAAUAAACGAUUCUUGUCUUUUA